AUGGAUAGUGCAGAGCCGGAGCAGCUGCUCUCGGCUGGUUACUCACACGCCGCCACGAUGAGCCAAAUCGCAUCAAAAGGAAAUUUGCUUGGCCGUGGAGAUCGAUUAUACAGACUCCUAGAGUCUUUCAUCAAUGGCAAAAGAACCACGAGAAGCGCGGACGACUCCAAGCUGCUGUUGGAAUCUAUAUGCAGUCAGGAGGACCAUGCUGGCUGCAUUGAGAGAAUUGGCUGCAGCCCUCAUGCACUUCAAGCCAUUCGCCAAGGCGUCCGCUUCGACCAUUCGGAUGGCUUCAUCAAUGGACAUCUCGCAGAAUUCUUGGCUUACCUCGCUACUCCUGCUGUCAAACUGCUCUGCAAUGGCGAAUUCCUUCGGCGCGUUCUGGCUGAGAUAGUUCGACCACCAACUCUUUGGAACGCCUUGGUUGCGGCGUACGAAGAAAAGCGACUGACACAAAGAUCGCAGUCCAACUUUGCUUGGCUGCUGCUAGAGUUGCUACUGUGGAUCGAUGAGCCCCCAAUCGACGUCGACGCACUUGCGAGUAAAUACACCAACGGCAAGGACUUUCUCCAGUCCGAGGACCGACAAGUUCGUGCUUUGGGCUAUCGUAUCCAACACAUUGUCCAGGCAAAACAAAACGAUCACCAUGUUCUUCGAGCUGGGCCAGGCGGUCGCCACGACAACGAUUUCACGGAUUUCCGAAAGAUUGCCAUCUAUCCCACCGAAGACGAACUAUCCAGCACUCAUCGCCCAUACUACAACUCGGCACAAGCACUUGCUGACCAGCCUUGGGAUUCGCGGGCUGGAUUCCAUCUUGAAAACCAAUUUCGUCUGCUUCGCGAAGAUUUCUUGGCAGACAUUCGCGAUGACCUUGAGACCUCGUCGAAGAAGGGGAAGAGAGCUUCCAAGCGCGCAAGAACUAGUUUGCGCGAUCUCGAGAUUGCAGGUGCGUACUGCGGUCAGGACAAAUUCAAAGUUCCAUUUUCUCUUGCAGUCUCAGUUGGAAGUGGCUUGGAAUGGCUCACUGGCCGAGAUGUCAACGAGCGCCGGAAGUACCUAAAGAACUUUCCCGGUGUGUUGAAGCACAACUCUUUUGGCUACUUCAUCUACGACGGUUGUGUUGUCGCAUUUGCAAAGCUUGUACGAGUUGAAGAGCUUCUCGUGAAGAAAACUCCCGUUGUGGCCUUGCAAGUGCCAGGAAGUGCGGCUCUGAAGAAAGUGCUCGUGUCACUGAAAACCUCAAGGGCGGUCGAAUUUGUGCUUCUCGAAACCGCAGCAUUCGCUUAUGAGCCUGUCUUGCGUUGCUUGCAGAGUAAGGUGGAGCUUCCGCUUUGGGAACAGCUGCUUGCAACGAAAGGGAAUGGCUCCGAAGUAUCUCUGCAGCAUUCAACACUGCCUGUAAAAGAUCUAUCUGAUGAGAUUGAGCAGCACGGUGGCGGGGAUUUGAGCUCCAUCAUGGGUCUUUCUAAGUCUGUUCGACUGGAUGAGUCGCAGACAUCGUCACUGCUGGCUGGUCUGCGCCAGUCUGUCAGCCUCAUUCAAGGCCCUCCCGGAACCGGGAAAUCAUUCAUUGGCGCAUUGCUUGGCAAGGCGCUUCAUGACCAUACAAAAGAGAACAUACUGGUACUCUGCUUCACGAAUCACGCUCUCGAUCAAUUCCUCGAAGAUUUGUUGGAUAUUGGUAUUCCUUCUGAGAGUAUGGUCCGUCUCGGCUCAAAAUCGACGCUACGCACUAAACAUCUCAGUCUGCGAGACCAAGGACCAGCAAGGUCACGAACACCGCAGAAUUGGGACAACAUAAAUCGACUCAAUGGCGAGACCCAGCGUCAAGAGGAUACGCUCAAGGACACGAUCACUCAAUACUCUGAUCUCGCAGACUCCAGUAAUGAGAUUAUGAAUUACUUGGAAUUCUCAGACGAUGACUAUCAAUUCUUCGAGGCCUUCUCAGUUCCCGAGAACGACGAGGGAUUCACCAUCGUGGGUGAAGCCGGGAGGCACGUGGAUGAGUCUUACCUCCUCGACCGCUGGAUCAGAGGCUUAGAUCCCGGUGUCUUUGCCAACAGUGUAUCUUCUCGGCACGUCGACAUUUGGACAAUGGAUAGUAAUGCACGCUCUGAAAAACUACAACGCUGGAAACGCGAGAUCUUGCAGGAGGCUGCUGGGAAGGUAAUAGAUGGAGUGAACGGGUUCAAUGCCAGUCAAUCCACUCUUCACGAAGCUUUCUAG
Lecanosticta acicola is the source of this 2226-nucleotide messenger RNA. NCBI's taxonomy places the organism in Eukaryota, Fungi, Ascomycota, Dothideomycetes, Mycosphaerellales, Mycosphaerellaceae. The record is from the annotation of a GenBank genome assembly.